ACCCUCAGCUGCGCAGCCUGAGUUCAGGGGUCGCCCCCGCCGACUGCCCAGCUCCCGGCAGCCGCAGGAGGCGGGGACUGGGUGCGCCCGAGGCCCAGGAGACCCCGCAGCCCAGCGGUGUGGACGCCGCCCCUCCCGCGCUGCGGACCCGCGCCUCG
Messenger RNA from Rangifer tarandus platyrhynchus (Svalbard reindeer), 158 nucleotides. The record is from the annotation of a GenBank genome assembly. NCBI's taxonomy places the organism in Eukaryota, Metazoa, Chordata, Mammalia, Artiodactyla, Cervidae.